AUGAUUGAGUGUUUCUUAUCAAGUUUGAAGAGCCUCUUGCUAAACAACAUUUUUGGUCUUUCCGUCGGUGGCGGGGGGGGGGAGAAAAAAAGAAUUUGUUGUAAAUUUACUCUUCUCCACUUUCUUUAUUGUAAAUAUAAUUAUCCACCCAUUUUCUUUCUUUCUUUCUUUCUUUCUUUCUUUCUUUCUUUGUCUCCAUUUUCUUUCUUUCUUUCUUUGUCUCCAUUUUCUUUCUUUCUUUCUUUCGUCUUGACAAAGAAGCGAGUUUUUUUCUUUUGUUAUUUUUGUUGUGGUUUCUGCUGUUUUUUCUUUUCUCUCUCCUUCAUCUUCCUUGAAAUUUUCCGCCCUUCAUUUCUUGAUUCUCCAGCUUUUCCUUACCGUUUAACUCUAACUAAUUCCAUUUUAUUAUUUCCAUUCUCCUUUUCUUUCUUUCUUUCUUUCUUUCUUUCUUUCUUUCUUUCUUUCUUUCUUUUAUUCGAACCAUCGCUAUUUUGUCCCAUGCAUUCUUUCUUUCUUUCUUUCUUUCUUUUAUUCGAACCAUCGCUAUUUUGUCCCAUGCAUUCUUUCUUUCUUUCUUUCUUUCUUUCUUUCUUUCUUUCUUUUUCUUUCUUUCUUUCUUUCUUUUAUUCGAACCAUCGCUAUUUUGUCCCAUGCAUUUUCUUUCUUUCUUUCUUUCUUUCUUUCUUUUUCUUUCUUUCAUUCAUUCGAACCAUCGCUAUUUUGUCCCAUGCAUUCUUUCUUUCUUUCUUUCUUUCUUUCUUUCUAGCUUCGUGGCUUCUUAUUGUACUUAUUUUAUUUUCUUUCUUUCAACUUUUGUUCUUGAACAUUUUUCACAAAUUUGAUCACAAAUUUGAUCUCUCUCUUUUUUUUUCCACAUCUUAUCCUUCUUCUCUUCCGGUAGUUUUUUUUUUUUACUUUCUCCCCGUCUUUAUUGACAUAUACGUCUGUUCAUAUCUAUCUAUCUAUCUAUCUAUCUAUCUAUCUAUCUAUCUAUCUCAUUCUUUGAAUAUCUAUCUAUCUCUGAAUAUUUAUCUUAUUCUUUGA
Messenger RNA from Acanthosepion pharaonis, 1044 nucleotides. The record is from the annotation of a GenBank genome assembly. Lineage: Eukaryota; Metazoa; Mollusca; Cephalopoda; Sepiida; Sepiidae.